UUUUCUAUUCUUUUGGAAAAUCUUAUCCUGAUUCCCAUUUUGGUUCCCUCUUCAAGUAAAGUUGAUCUUUUAUUAUUAUUAUUAUUAUUAUUAUUAUUAUUAUUAUUUUGGGUAUAUAUGUAAAGUUGAUAUUUUUAUUCUCAAAUUGAACCAAACGUCAAGAUUUCUGUACCAUUUUGCUGCUAAAUGUAGAUAUCAGCUACUUUGUAAAAAAUCAGUGUGAUUGGGACUGGCUUUUCAAUAGGCAACUGCAACCAUGAUUAUUGGAGUUUGGAUUGUGGUGUUGAUGAUUCUCUCAAAUGGGUUAUCUACAACUGGGGUUGUUUUGGAUAAUUCCACAAUACCUGCUUUUGUAAAUGUUGGAGUUCUAUACUCUUUCAAUACCAGUGUUGGUAGAAUUGUGAAAAUUGCUGUAGAAGCUGCAGUUGAAGAUGUAAAUUCUGAUCCAUCUAUUCUUGGUAAAACUAAGUUGAAGGUCUCACUGCAGGAAGAUUCUAAAUACACAGGCUUUUUGAGCAUUGCUGAGGUAUUGCAACUCAUGGCAACACACACUGUGGCUAUAAUUGGCCCCCAGACCUCUACAACAGCUCAUGUCAUAUCUCACAUAGCAAAUGAGCUACAAGUUCCUCUUCUAUCAUUUUCAGCCACUGACCCUACCCUUUCUUCACUUCAAUUCCCAUUCUUUAUCAGAACUGCUUUUAGCGACAUUUAUCAAAUGACUGCAAUAGCAGACUUUGUAAACCACUUUGGAUGGAGGGAGGUCAUUGCAGUUUAUGGUGAUGACGAUCACGGGAGGAAUGGAAUUGGUGCAUUAGGGGAUAAGCUGGCUGAGAGACGCUGCAAGAUAUCAUUUAAAGCACCUAUGAGUGCUGAGGCAACUAGGGAGGAGAUCACUGAUGUGCUUGUUCAAGUAGCCCUCGCUGAAUCCCGGGUUAUAGUUCUUCACUCAAGUACUACUUGGGGCCCAAAAGUGUUAAGUGUCGCAAAGUCUUUAGGAAUGAUGGAAAAUGGGUAUGUUUGGAUUGCAACUAAUUUUCUGUCUACUCGGUUGGAUAUAGAUAGUCCUCUAUCUUCAGAUGUAACAGAUGACAUUCAAGGAGUCAUUACACUUCGUAUGUAUAUACCAGAUUCAAAGCUCAAGAAAUGGUUUGUUUCUAAGUGGAAAAACUUGACUAUUGGAAAGACUGCUAAUGGUUCCCUUGGUUUGAGUACUUAUGGUAUCUUUGCAUAUGAUACUGUUUAUGUGCUUGCUCAUGCACUUGAGGCAUUUUUCAAACAAGGCAACCAAAUCACUUUUUCAAAUGAUCCAAAGUUAUCUGAACUACGUGGGGACAACAUGCAUCUUGAUGCUGUGAAAAUCUUCAAUGAAGGGAAUCUGUUGCGUAAAAGUAUUUAUGAGGUUAACAUGACUGGUGUAUCAGGUCUGUUUAAGUAUACAUCUGAUGGAAACCUUGUUAAUCCAGCAUAUGAAAUCAUCAAUGUAAUUGGAUCAGGCACUCGGAGGAUUGGUUAUUGGUCCAAUUACACUGGUUUAUCUAUUGUUCCUCCAAAAUCACUGUAUUCAAAGCCACCUAACCGUUCCAGUUCAAGCCAAAAGCUACUCCCUGUGUUUUGGCCAGGAGAAACAACUCAAAAGCCUCGUGGUUGGGUGUUUCCAAACAAUGGAAGGAUGUUAAAAAUUGGAGUGCCAAAAAGAGUUAGUUACCGUGAAUUCAUUUCUCAAGUACAAGGCACUGACAUGUUCAAGGGAUUCUGCAUUGAUGUAUUUCUUUCUGCAGUGAACUUGUUGCCCUAUGCUGUCCCUUAUAAAUUUAUUUCAUAUGGGGAUGGUUACAGCAAUCCUAGUAACACUGAGCUUGUCCGUCUGAUAACGGCGGGUGUCUUUGAUGCUGCAGUAGGUGACAUUACAAUUACUACAGAAAGAACAAAGAUGGUGGAUUUUACUCAGCCAUAUAUUGAGUCUGGUCUAGUAGUUGUAGCAUCAGUUAAGAAGACAGAUUCCAAUGCUUGGGCAUUUUUAACACCGUUCACACCAAAGAUGUGGACUGUCACGGCUGUCUUUUUCCUACUAGUGGGAGCUGUUGUCUGGAUUUUAGAGCAUAGGCUGAAUGAUGAUUUUAGGGGACCUCCCAAGAAACAAGUGGUCACAAUUUUGUGGUUUAGUUUUUCAACUAUGUUUUUUGCUCACAGGGAAAAUACUGUGAGCACUCUUGGUCGCUUUGUGCUGCUUAUCUGGUUAUUUGUAGUUCUUAUUAUUAAUUCAAGUUACACUGCAAGCCUGACUUCAAUCCUCACAGUGCAACAACUUUCUUCACCUGUUAAAGGCAUUGAAAGUUUAGUAAACAGCAAAGAGCCUAUUGGCUAUUUGCAGGGUUCUUUUACUCGAACUUAUUUGAUUGAGGAAAUUGGUAUUGAUGAAUCCAGACUAGUUCCUCUUAAAACAGCAGAAGAAACCACAGAAGCACUGGAAAAAGGUCCACAAAAGGGUGGUGUUGCUGCAUAUGUUGAUGAACGUGCUUACAUCGAGCUCUUCCUUUCUAGCCGCUGUGAUUUUAGUGUUGUAGGUCAAGAGUUCACCAGAAACGGUUGGGGAUUUGCCUUUCCGCGAGACUCACCAUUAGCAGUUGACCUCUCAACUGCCAUAUUGGAGUUGGCAGAGAAUGGUGAUCUACAAAGGAUCCAUGACAAAUGGCUUUUGAACAGUGCUUGCUUAUCACAAGGUGCCAAGCUUGAAGUGGACAGACUCAAUCUGAGAAGCUUUUGGGGCCUCUAUUUAGUGUGUGGAUUGGCAUGUGUGCUUGCUCUCGUCAUAUAUCUUAUUCAGACCAUGAGGCAGUACCAUAAGCACUGUCCUGAGGAAAUUGAAUCUUCUGCUUCUGUUGGGCAAGGCUUAGGAUCUUCACGUUUGAAGACAUUCCUUUCAUUUGUUGAUGAAAAGGAAGAGAUAGUUAAGAGCCGGUCCAAGAGAAAGAAAAUGGAGGGCAUAUCAUACAGAAGCACAAGUGAGGUUGGAUCCUCCAUCUCCUCCAACAAAAGAUAUUCUCAGUCAUCAUCAAACAUUAUUGAUUCAGCUAAUGAAACCUAACUGUUUAUUUGUUCCACAUGAUUUUGAACCCUGUUCUACUAACUAUUUGCGUAUCACUCUUUAAUCUUCAUUUCCUAAUGCAACUGUUUAUUUUUACAUUUGGUUUUCUUUUUCUUAAGUACAUAAGUUUGUAGGAUAUAUCACUUUGUGUGUGACUGUAAUCUAAGAGAGUGGGGGACAAGGUGCCUUUGCAAAUUAUAUUCUUAAUGAUUUAUGUGGGAUACAUAACAUUGAAUGAAAUCAUCUCAAUAUUAUU
Messenger RNA from Abrus precatorius (Indian licorice), 3341 nucleotides. Its product is annotated as glutamate receptor 3.6-like. NCBI's taxonomy places the organism in Eukaryota, Viridiplantae, Streptophyta, Magnoliopsida, Fabales, Fabaceae. Gene Ontology annotation, cellular component: plasma membrane. The record is from RefSeq and is a predicted model, not a curated record. The transcript is spliced from 7 exons. Gene Ontology annotation, molecular function: glutamate-gated receptor activity. The coding region runs from base 257 to 3085 and encodes 942 amino acids.